UAACCCCACCCACGCUUCAAGAGCAGACUUCUGCCUGUACCUGUCAGUUGUGAUCCCAGCUAAACUCAUGCAUGUUUACCUUAAAUAUUAAGCUUAAUCAGGCUCUCGUCGGACAGGUGGGAGUAUCUUGAACUGUUAGCGAAAGCAUGGACAGCCAAGGGAGGAAGGUGGUGGUUUGUGACAAUGGGACGGGGUUUGUCAAGUGUGGCUUUGCUGGGUCCAACUUCCCCGAGCACAUUUUCCCAGCCAUGGUGGGACGGCCAAUCAUACGGUCAGCCACCAAAGUGGGCAACAUUGAGAUUAAGGACCUGAUGGUUGGGGAUGAAGCCAGCGAGUGCCGCUCCAUGCUGGAGGUGUCCUACCCCAUGGAGAACGGCAAGGUGCGAUGCUGGGAAGACAUGCUGCACCUGUGGGACUAUACCUUUGGCCCAGAGCGUCUCAACAUCAGCCCAUCAGAAUGCAAGAUCUUGCUGACUGAGCCACCCAUGAAUCCCACCAAGAACCGAGAGAAAAUCGCUGAGGUCAUGUUUGAAAAGUACCAGUUUCAUGGGAUUUACGUGGCGAUUCAGGCUGUGCUCACACUCUACGCCCAGGGUUUGCUUACUGGGGUGGUUGUAGACUCGGGAGACGGCGUAACCCACAUCUGCCCGGUUUACGAAGGCUACUCUCUACCCCACCUCACGCGCAGGUUGGACAUUGCAGGACGAGACAUCACGCGCUACCUCAUUAAGCUCCUGCUACUGCGUGGCUAUGUCUUCAAUCACACGGCUGACUUUGAGACGGUGCGGAUGUUGAAGGAGAAGCUCUGCUACGUUGGAUACAACAUUGAACAAGAGCAGCGCCUGGCCCUGGAGACCACCUUCCUGGUAGAGUCCUAUAUGCUCCCCGAUGGCCGGCAGAUAAAUGUAGGUGGAGAGCGAUUUGGGGCUCCAGAAGCUCUUUUCCAGCCUCACCUCAUCAACGUGGAAGGAGCUGGCGUGGCCGAGCUGCUCUUCAACACCAUCCAGGCUGCAGACAUUGACCUCAGGGCUGACUUCUACAAGCACAUCGUCCUGUCAGGAGGGACCACCAUGUAUCCCGGCCUUCCCUCCAGGCUGGAAAGAGAGAUCAAGCAACUCUAUCUGGAGAGGGUGCUUGAUGGAGACACCGAGAAGCUAUCAAAAUUCAAGAUCCGAAUCGAGGACCCGCCCAGACGCAAGCACAUGGUGUUCCUGGGCGGAGCUGUGCUGGCCAACAUCAUGAAAGACAAGGACUCCUUCUGGCUCAGCCUGGAGGAGUACAGGGAGAAGGGCGUGGGCGUUCUGCAAAAGCUGGGAGGAGGAAUCCGAUGAAACAAUUACAACAGAAAAGAUAGAGAAAAACCAAUGUAUGAACUAAUGCCAAUUUUGUUAUUUCAUCAAAAAGAUUGCCCAAUUAUUGCCUUUUCCUCUUCUCUGUUCAUAAAAACAGUGAGCUUUAUUCUACUGCUUCUUUGACCAUAAACGCUGUAAAGCAAGCAAUCAACUGGAUUUUAUAAAUUUUAUUACUAAACCAGACAUUUUUGUUUUCUUGGUUUACACAGCAUCAUCUAUUUAUUGGUCCCUCAUUUUUUUGGGCCUAUUUAUAAAUGUACAAACAAAAAGUUGAAUAUGAAAACAAGUAUCUUCCUGUAGAGGAUAAAAAUAACUGAUAAAAUCAUCACAAACAUAAAUUCAUAUGGAAAUUAACCAAAUGGAUUGACUCAGUUGGCCUUACAGACACAUUUUUCUGCGACCACUUACCCCAUAAAAACAAAUAACUGAGUCUGAAUUGUGAAUCACACAUUUUCACUUGUUCUUUGCAAACACUUUGGAGAAAACAUGUACUUGUAUUGGGAAGUGGAUGCCUUCCAUGGCCAUAAGAUGACAAAAUGAAUAAAAAAUAAAUAUUUCUAACAUUUCUAAGAUGUUAACAGUGAUCAAGCUAACUUUGUUUGCCAAAGAGAAAUCCAAGACGAAUGAUUUGGAAAAGAUACUCAUUUGAAAAAAUAAUAUAAAAUAUUAAAUAAUAUAUGAGUGUUCAUUUUAGCUUUUUUCUUUUCUUUAAAACAUCUGCAUACAGCUAUUUGCUUUAGUGUUGUCGCUUCAGCCUCAGCAGCUAGUGUUUUAAUGAGAUGCUAUCAAAUAAAUUUUAUAGGACAAAAAUUACAUGAUGAUCUAUUAAAUUGUUUAAUGUAAAUCCCCCCUAAGGUUAGAAUAAUUAAGGACGAGGUUAAAAGACUGAUUGGAUUUUGCUGCCGCCUAGUGGUGAUUGAGAUUAUUCAAGACAAAAUCCUUUCUGGAAGCACAUGGCGCUGGUACAGAUAUUGCAAUCUUUAUUGCGAUACUGCAUUACCUGACAAAAUACAGUCAUGUGUGUGUUGUUGUUUUUACAUUGAAAAGAAUCGGUGAGCUCCCACAGUAAACACAUGCUCCAAACACACACGCAUACACACCCGCCCACACACUCGCAUACACACACAGAUCAAUCUCCACGUUGAAUGAGAAAGCAUGCAACAAUGUUCACAUCAUAGCUCUCAAAAACAAACCUUCUCAGUCGGAUUAAAAACUC
Xiphophorus hellerii (green swordtail) is the source of this 2568-nucleotide messenger RNA. Its product is annotated as actin-related protein 2. The record is from RefSeq and is a predicted model, not a curated record. The transcript is spliced from 9 exons. NCBI's taxonomy places the organism in Eukaryota, Metazoa, Chordata, Actinopteri, Cyprinodontiformes, Poeciliidae. The coding region runs from base 147 to 1331 and encodes 394 amino acids.